AUGAGUUGGGAACAACCCAUCUUCAGCACUCGAGCUCAUGUCUUCCAGAUUGACCCAAACACAAAGAAGAACUGGGUACCCACCAGCAAGCACGCAGUUACUGUGUCUUAUUUCUAUGACAGCACAAGAAAUGUGUACAGGAUAAUCAGUUUAGAUGGCUCAAAGGCAAUAAUUAAUAGCACCAUCACCCCAAACAUGACAUUUACUAAAACAUCUCAGAAGUUUGGCCAGUGGGCCGAUAGCCGGGCAAACACUGUUUAUGGACUGGGAUUCUCCUCUGAGCACCAUCUUUCAAAAUUUGCAGAAAAGUUUCAGGAAUUUAAAGAAGCUGCUCGACUAGCAAAGGAGAAAUCACAGGAAAAGAUGGAACUUACCAGUACACCUUCACAGGAAUCGGCAGGCGGGGAUCUUCAGUCUCCUUUAACACCAGAAAGUAUCAAUGGAACAGAUGAUGAAAGAACGCCUGAUGUGACACAGAACUCAGAGCCAAGGGCUGAACCAACUCAGAAUGCAUUGCCCUUUUCACAUAGGUAUUCAUUAAAGGACUACGCCUUCCAGUAA
This is a messenger RNA of Mirounga angustirostris (Northern elephant seal), 561 nucleotides long. RefSeq names its product homer protein homolog 1-like. Bases 1 to 561 code for a protein of 186 amino acids. Gene Ontology annotation, cellular component: plasma membrane; cytoplasm; postsynaptic density. NCBI's taxonomy places the organism in Eukaryota, Metazoa, Chordata, Mammalia, Carnivora, Phocidae. Gene Ontology annotation, biological process: regulation of store-operated calcium entry; G protein-coupled glutamate receptor signaling pathway. The transcript has 3 exons. Gene Ontology annotation, molecular function: G protein-coupled glutamate receptor binding. The record is from RefSeq and is a predicted model, not a curated record.